AUGGUUGGGACAUUAAGUUACGUCGGAUGGGCAGGUUUCGGGGUUUUAGCUAGAGGAUUUCAACUUGGUAUUUUACGUAGACCUUGGGGCCAUUUUAAAAUGGGUUAUGUUUAUUCAGCUGCUCUUUGGACCGGUAUAGGCUAUUUCUUCUACAAGGUUGUUGAUGCUGAAGAUGAGAUUUUGAAUGAACGUGUUAAGAAGCUCCAUGAGGCAAGAGCCAGAAGAAAACAAGAAGCUGCCGUUCCAGCUGCUGAGAAUUGA
Hansenula anomala is the source of this 261-nucleotide messenger RNA. RefSeq lists its product as uncharacterized. The coding region runs from base 1 to 261 and encodes 86 amino acids. The record is from RefSeq and is a predicted model, not a curated record. Lineage: Eukaryota; Fungi; Ascomycota; Saccharomycetes; Phaffomycetales; Wickerhamomycetaceae. The transcript is spliced from 2 exons.